Candidula unifasciata is the source of this 283-nucleotide messenger RNA. NCBI's taxonomy places the organism in Eukaryota, Metazoa, Mollusca, Gastropoda, Stylommatophora, Geomitridae. The record is from the annotation of a GenBank genome assembly.
AUGUCGGUAAUUAGAUUUACACGCUGCAGUCAGUUUCUCUCGGAUAGAAAAGAUGUUCGCCUAUUCCAUCACUAUCUCAGGACAGUCUCGAAGAUUUCUCAAACUCAGCAGCUUUUGCAGAAAUCUGUCGCCACUGAUAUCGAUGGACUGUCAAAACAGAGCUAUUCCACUUCUGUGAAACCACACAUGACACCAGCAAUGCACAAAUGGAAGCAGAAGAAAAGGAAAAGCAAAACCCAGCAGAAAAUGGAAAUGGAAAAGCUGCAUGAAGAAUUAGUUAAAU